AUGGAGGUGCCGCACACGUUCGUGCGCACGGUCAAGGCGCAGGACCUGCGCUUCAGCCAGGUGGACAGCGUGCUGCACGACAUCAAGACCAAGAACUCGCCCACGUGGGUCAUCUUCUCCUUCGCGGACCAACGAGAGAAACGGAACACGCUCAAGGUGCUGGCGUCCGGACACGGCAGCAUCUCGGACCAGUCCAAGUGGCCGCCCGAGCUCUUCUCGCCCAACUCGCUGUGCUACGGCCUCACGAGCGUCGACUGCUAUGAUGAGAACGCGGCGCCUACCAACGUGCUGUCGUUCUGCUGGAAGGGACGGAACCUCCCGAUCUACUUGCGAACGAAGUAUGCCGAGUUCAACUAUGUCAUCCGGAAACACCUGGGCGCUGUGGCACACGUCACACUACACAACCCAGAGGAACUCGUGGAUGGAUCAGUGUUUAUGCAAACGCCGCGGCGACGACCACGAAGCUCGUCCAGGAGGUUUAUCACGAACGAUAUUGAAUUUACCCCUGAGGUGAUGGCCACCGUUCAGGAUAUCCGAUCGGACACGUCGCCGUUCAACUGGGCGGUGUGCGGAUACGAUAACUCGGAUAUUGAGAGCUCGACGCAACGGAUGAUUGUGGUGGAGAAGGGCAUGACUGGUCUUUAUGCACUGAAAGGAAUUGGCGGAAUUACCUCAGUCCUUGAAGAAGGGAGCACGAUGUACAUUUACCUGCGAGUGGACGUCCCGUUGCAUCGCGGAACCGAGCGCAUUGUGUCAAAAUACGUCUUGGUAACAUGGCAAGGCGUUGAAAGUGGCUGGAGCGGCGGCACGUCAGACGAUGAAGUCGAACUAUGGUUUGGGCCUGGCUCGAAUGGAGAGCGAUCGCCCCAACGCCGCGAUUCUUUCGCAUCUAGCUCCAAACUUCAGCGCGCCGUCACCGCUCAUGUCCACGGGAGUGAAAUCUACCGCGUAUUCCCCCAUCACGUACACUUUUUUGCCAGCACUAUUUCGGAGAUUUCGGAAGAAGCAAUCCGAGAGCGUAUUCGGCGGGCUGUGGACAAUGAUUGCAUGCUGCUUCGAGUUGUCUGCGUUCAAGCUUCGGGUGACACUCAAGCCCCGGUAUGCUUAGAAAUCCCGUUCGAUGCUACGAUUGGCGUGCUCCGACAGGAAAUCGCCUCGAACAUCGGAAUCCCGAAGGACCGUCAGCGCAUUGUUUGGAUUCGGCAAACAGAUGACUUGGCAAAAGAUUCCCAGCUAUCAACGGCGGUGAUGCUGGAAGAUGAAAAUGCCGGCAUUCGAAAGGACAUCGGACUUGCUCACGGCGACAAAAUUCACGUCGACGACAAGGACAACGGAGAAAACUCUGUCUUGGCUAAGCUCUUCGAACAGAUCAACUCGGGCGCUGCCACUGUGAGUCUUUCGGCUGAGCGGCGACACGAAGUGCAGCGAGGAGUGGAAGCUCGUGAGGCUGAGUUGAGGAAAAUAUUGUCCGUGACGCACUAUUUAAUUCGGCGGAAGGCAAGUGAGGAUCUCAAGCCAGUGCCGCGCAUGGCUGGUGUCGUUGAAGAAGCUGUUUCCAACGAGACGAAGGAAGCAGAUUCUGUAUCACCCUCGAGUCGGCAUAAGGUUGUCCAUCGCGCAGACUCGUCUGCCUCCUUGACGGCAUCACUGUCGGAGGAGCUUGCGAAAGAAGACGUAUCAACGUUGCAGGAGCAGGCGCGGGUUCUGGAGUCGCAGAACAAAUACUUGGAAAUUCCCUACGAAAGCAUCCAUAUCCUCAGUGGCAAGGAGAACGAGCUGGGUUGCGGGAAGGCGGCUACUGUGUACCGUGGCAUUUGGAUUAACCGGAAAACUGCAGCAGAGGUGGCUGUCAAGUCAUUCCGCUACGCGCGGUUAACCGACAAGAUCCUUGGAGACUACCGGCAAGAAGUGGCGCUGCUCAGAAAACUGAAGCACCCGAAUAUUGUUUUAUUUAUCGGAGCAUGCACGGACCCGAAGCUGAUGAUUCUGACGGAGUAUUGCUCGCGCAAAAGUUUAUUCGAAGUGAUCCACAGCAACAACUUCGAGACGAUUCCUUGGAAGUUCAAAUUGCGAAUGAUGCUAGAUGCAGCACGAGGUAUCCAGUAUCUCCACUCAAAGCGCAUUAUUCAUCGCGACAUUAAGUCCCACAACUUCUUGGUGGACGAUGACUGGCGGGUAAAGGUGGCUGAUUUCGGUAUCAGCAAGGUGCUCGAUACCGAUACUGCGUUUACGCAAUGUGGCACAACUGGAUGGGUCGCUCCCGAGGUAUUACUGGACGAAGACCUAGGGUAUUCAUUCAAGGCCGACAACUGGAGUUUCGCCAUUGUCAUGUGGGAAAUGAUCGCCGGCGGGCUGCAAAAUCCGUUCAUCGGGAUGGCCCCGAUCAAGUUCUACAACAAAACCAUCAACGCCGGCAUCCGGCCUCCGAUCCCCGAGGGCGUGGACAGCGAGUACAUCGACCUCAUCACGGAGUGCUGGAAGUCGGACGCAGCGGACCGGCCUUCCUUCGACGUGAUCGUGGCUCGGCUGGAGCAGAUGCUGCUCGCGUUGGGCGCCAGCAUCGACCUCCCGCCCACGUUCCAGGGUGGCUACCACCAGGCAGGAGGGGCAGCGUCGAACCCGUAAUUGUUGUUGAGAGUCCGUCCGUCCACCUCCAUCCCUCCAUGUCGUGCUGAGGCGCCGAACCGCUUGGUAAUUUUGAGAGACGAGUCGUGCCAAGACGUGUCCUCGAUCGUAUUAUAGCAAGCUCAUAGACAAGCAAUCCAAACUAUCGAGAGAU
Messenger RNA from Phytophthora sojae, 2779 nucleotides. RefSeq lists its product as hypothetical. The transcript is spliced from 14 exons. The coding region runs from base 1 to 2625 and encodes 874 amino acids. Gene Ontology annotation, biological process: protein phosphorylation. NCBI's taxonomy places the organism in Eukaryota, Oomycota, Peronosporomycetes, Peronosporales, Peronosporaceae. The record is from RefSeq and is a predicted model, not a curated record. Gene Ontology annotation, molecular function: protein kinase activity; ATP binding; actin binding.